UGAUUUUUUUUCUCUGCUAAGAAUGUGGGUGUUUGAUGUUCUGGACCGUCAUGUGUCUGGUUGGUUUCGCCCUGUUAAGGACCGCCCCUUAAAAUGUGUAUAAAUGCAAUGUAGUUCCAGCAUCAGUUAGACUUGAUGACUGCAGCGCCAGUAGCAGUACGAUCUGAUUUAAAGACUUCACUAUCUACAAUAAAGACUACUACUGAAGACAAUACAAGACUCCUGGUCUCACUGGAAACAGUUUCCAACACUGACAUUGAUUGUUGGAAGAGUCGAGAGAAGCCUGAAGACAUGAGUGAUCCAGACAUAUGCCGAAUUAAACAAGAAGACACAGAGGAACACAAAGACUUAAUGGAUUUGAAAGUUGAAAGUGAUGAACUGAAUGAAGUUGAGAAGAAAAACUACUCUCAGACACCUCAUCAUUUCAAAAUGAGAGAAACAUCCAGUAGCUUGCAGAUGGAAAAUACUUUCUCUCUAAAUAGAAAGCAAAGUACAGAAGCGGGCAAAUCCUCACCUCACUGUGAGAACAGUUUUACACUUAAAAGACAUUCUGAGGAACACGUGAGAAUUCAGACUGGAGAUCGCCCAUACAAAUGUCUUCAAUGUGGAAAGAGUUUAGCACGGAAAUCAAAUCUUGAUGUGCACAUGAGAGUUCACACUGGAGAGCGUCCAUACCCAUGUCUUCAAUGUGGAAAGAGUUUCAAACAGAAACAAAAACUUGAAAGGCACACGAGAAUUCACACUGGAGAGCGUCCAUACUCAUGUCUUGAGUGUGGAAAGAGUUUCAUAGAAAAAGUAAGUCUUAACAGGCACAUGAGAGUUCACACUGGACAGUAUCCAUAUACAUGUCCUCAUUGUGAAAAGGGUUUUAAUCAGAAAUUGAUACUUGACAGUCAUGUGAGAAUUCACACUGGAGAGCAUCCAUACACAUGUCUAGAGUGUGGAAAAAGUUUCAUACACAAAUCCAGUCUUAACAAGCACAUGAGAAUUCACACUGGAGAGCGUCCAUUCACAUGUAUUGAGUGUGGAAAGAGUUUCACACAGAAAUCAGGGCUUAAUCUGCACAUGACAGUUCACACUGAGGAGCAUCCGUAUGCAUGUCCUCAUUGUAAAAAGAGUUUUAAACUGAAAUCGAAACUUAAUGUGCACAUGAGAGUUCACAUUGGAGAGCGUCCAUUCACAUGUCUAGAGUGUGGAAAGAGUUUCAUAUACAAAUUAAAUCUUAACAAGCACAUGAGAAUUCACACUGCAGAGCAUCAUACAUGUCUUGAGUGUGGAAAGAGUUUCAUAGACAAAGUCAAUCUUAACAGGCACAUGAGAGUUCACACUGGAGAGCGUCCAUACACGUGUCUCCAGUGUGGAAAGAGUUUUACAGACAAAGUAAUUCUUGACGGGCACAUGAAAAUUCAUACUGGGGAUCGUCAACACUCAUGUCUUCAGUGUGGAAAGAGUUUUAUAGGCAAAUCACAGCUUAUUGUGCACAUGAGAGUUCACUCUGGAGAGCGUCCAUAUACAUGUCCUUAUUGUGAAAAGGGUUUCAAACAGAAAUCGACACUUGAAAGUCAUAUGAGAAUUCACACUGGAGAGCGUCCAUACAUAUGUCAUCAGUGUGGAAAGAGUUACAUACAGAAAUCAAAUCUUAAACGCCACAUGAGACUUCACACUGGAGAGCGUCCAUACUCAUGUCUUCAGUGUGGAAAGAGUUACAUACAGAAAUCAAAUCUUAAACGCCACAUGAGACUUCACACUGGAGAUCGUCCAUACACAUGUCUUCAGUGUGGCAAGAGUUUCUCAUGGAGUGCUAGUCUUAGGAUUCACAUGAGAAAUCACACUAAAGAACCCAGAGCCAUAUAUUCUGCUUCACAUGUUGAUAAAGCAACUGUUGACUUUUUCUUUGACUUCCAGGAAAUCAAAGGACCAUUUGGCUUCCAGCAUCAGUUAGACUUGAUGACUGCAGCACCAGUAGCAGUACGCUCGGAUUUAAAGACUUCACUAUCUACAAUAAAGACUACUACUGAAGACAAUACAAGACUCCUGGUCUCACUGGAAACAGUUUCCAACACUGACAUUGAUUGUUGGAAGAGUCGAGAGAAGACUGAAGACCUGAGUGAUCCAGACCUAUGCCGAAUUAAACAAGACAACACAGAGGAACACAAAGACUUAUUGGACCUGGAAGUUGAAAGUGAUGAACUGAAUGAAGUUGAGGAGAAAAACUACUCUCAGACACCUCAUCAUUUCAAAAUGAGAGAAACAUCUAGUACCGGUAGCUUGCAGAUGGAAAAUAAUUUAUUUCUAAAAAGCAAGAAAAGUACAAAAACCGGCAAAUCCUCACCUCAUUGUGAGAACAGUUUUACACUUAAAAGACAUUCUGAGGAACACGUGAGAAUUCAAACCAGAAAGCGUCCAUACACAUGUCUGCAGUGUGGAAAAAGUUUCACAGAGAAACAAAAUCUUAAAAUGCACAUGAGAAUUCACACUGGAGAGCAUCCAUACACAUGUCUUCAGUGUGGAAAGAGUUUUAAACAGAAACAAAAUCUUGACAUGCACAUGAGAAUUCACACUGGAGAGCGUCCAUAUACAUGUCUUCAGUGUGACAGGAGUUUCGCACAGAAAUCAUAUCUUGACAGCCACAUGAGAAUUCACACUGGAGAGCGUCCAUUCACAUGUCUUCAGUGUGGAAAGAGUUUCAUAAAGAAAUCAGGGCUUAAUCUGCACAUGAGAGUUCACACUGGAGAGCAUCCAUAUGCAUGUCUUGAGUGUGGAAAGAGUUUCACACAGAAAUCAAAUCUUGACAGCCACAUGAGAGUUCACACUGGAGAUUGUCCACACUCAUGUCUUCAGUGUGGAAAGAGUUUUAAAGAGAAAUCACAGCUUAAUGUGCACAUGAGAAUUCACUCUGGAGAGCGUCCAUACACAUGUCUUCAGUGUGGAAAGAGUUUUAUAGACAUGUCACAGCUUAAUAUGCACAUGAGAGUUCACUCUGGAGAGCGUCCAUACACAUGUCCUCAUUGUGAAAAGGGUUUCAAACAGAAAUCGACACUUAAAAGUCACAUGAGAGUUCACUCUGGAGAGCGUCCAUACGCAUGUCCUCAUUGUGAAAAGUGUUAUAAACAGAAAUCAAAUCUUGACAGCCACAUAAGAUGUCACACUGGAGAGCGUCCAUACUCAUGUCUUCAGUGUGGAAAGAGUUUCAAACGCAAAGAAAGUCUUGACAGCCACAUGAGACUUCACACUGGAGAGCGUCCAUACAUAUGUCUUCAGUGUGGCAAGAGUUUCUCAUGGAGUGCUAGUCUUAGGAUUCACAUGAGGAAUCACACUGAAGAGCGUCCAUAAACAUUCCUUAGUAUGAAAAGGAUUUUUAAACAAAAAGAAAAUCCUAAGGACCACAUGAAAAUUCACUAUUGAACGAGUGAUACUGUAAAAAAUGAUUGGUGAAAUGAUAGUAACUAACAUCAAAUAGUCAAAUACUGCAAAUUAACAGUAAAACACUGUAUUAAUAACUCAAGUGCAAUGUAUUUCUACUCCAGUCCUCGGGCCCCCUCCCAGAUGCAAUUUAGCUUGUUGUAAAUGCAUUUACGCUACCCAGUCUCACAAAGUUUCGUGAUAUAGUCACGUAUUUUUUUUAAAAUCUUUUUUCGUGCUAAAAUCACAAAUUUUCGUGUUUUUUCGUGAUCGUAUAAAGAAUUCCUGUUUUCGUGUGGUUAUCACGUAUUGGUUACUCAACUGCUUUUUCCUAUUUUUAACCCAUUGUCGCUUCGGUUUAGGGUUAGAUUUGGCGCUUGCAUUAGAAUGUCACUUUAUAUAUUGGUUUAUACUAUUUUAUCUGAUUUAUUUUUUUAAAUGUCGCCUGGCGUUAGAGUUGGGUUUGGUUAGGGAUGUCAUUUUAUGUAAAUCUAACCCUAAUCAAACAAUACGUGACUAUAUAACGAAAUUUCAUGAGACUGGGCUGCAUUUACGGUACAUUUCAUACUGUACUAUGAACAGCAAUUUUAUGGUCUUUCCUCCAGUAAUUUUUUUUUGUUUAUUUAUUUACCAGGACAGUGCAUAUUAACAACAGUACACCAGUAACAUGCCAGAGUUAGCCAAUGGCUAAUUUUCAUCUGUAGUCCUGAUUGCAAGUACAUUUUUAAAAAUGUUUGCACUGUUAGUGUAACAAGUUAAAAUAAAAAAAUAAUAAAAACAUUUGUUAAAUGAGUCUAAAAAAGAAGUUGUAACAUCAUUUGCAAGGUCUUAAUACAGUAAUUGCAGUUUACAUCAAACAAAACAUUCACGACUGUAACAAAAACGAGCAACAGCAGAACUUUUAGUGUUGACAGGUCUGAUUACUAAUAAGCCAACGUUUUAGAUGUGAUCGAAAGAGGCUAUGUUUAUAUCUCUAAUUAUUGACGGAAUGGUGGUCCACUCCUGAGAAGCCCUAACAGAAAAGGCAGACUGACUAAAAGCACAUUUUCUGUGUGGAAUAAUACAGUCACCUACUGAUAUUCCUCUAGUAAUUCUGUGUUUAGUUGUUCUAAGAUUAAUA
Molecule: messenger RNA, 4522 nt
Organism: Misgurnus anguillicaudatus (oriental weatherfish)
Lineage: Eukaryota; Metazoa; Chordata; Actinopteri; Cypriniformes; Cobitidae
Source: RefSeq, a predicted model, not a curated record